AUGGCGGUGAUGAUACUCGACUGGGAUGUUCACCAUGGCAAUGGUACUCAGCACAUGUUUGAAGACGAUCCCAGCGUCCUGUACAUCUCCCUCCAUCGCUACGACAAUGGGACUUUCUUCCCCACCUCGGAGGAUGCGGACUACGACCGGGUGGGCCGCGGGUCCGGCGAGGGCUUCACCGUGAACGUGCCUUGGAACUGUCCCCGCAUGGGAGACAUGGAGUACCUGGCUGCCUUCCACCAGAUCGUCAUGCCCGUCAGCUACGAGUUCAAUCCAGAGCUGGUCCUGGUCUCUGCUGGUUUUGAUGCUGCUCGGGGAGACCCGCUGGGCGGCUGCCUCGUGACGCCGGAAUGCUACGCACACAUGACCCACCUCCUCUCGGGGCUGGCCGGCGGCAAGUUGGCCCUUGUGCUGGAAGGCGGCUACAACCUAGAGUCCAUCUCUGAGUCCAUGGCCAUGUGCACCCGGAGCCUCCUGGGGGAUCCGCCACCCACACUGGGGAGACUCAAGGCCCCCCACCCCAGCGCCCUGCAAUCUCUGGCCCGUGUGGUCGCCGUCCACCGCAAGUAUUGGGCAAGCCUCCGCCUGGAAGUGCCUGUCUUUGUGCCGGAACGGCCCAGGACCCGGGCUGGGAAGGGAACCCCCAUUCCGGGAUACACCCCUACGGAGGGCACCCCUGAGCAGCUCGCAAGCCCGGCGGCUGAGCCCCUGGAGGCAGUGGACGAUGCGAUCGUAGCUUUAAGCUCCCUCCACCUGGAAGAUGAUAACCCUGCAGAGGCGGGCGAGACAGCUCCCGGUCCCCACUCCCCCGACUCCAGCCCUGAAGGCGGGGCUAGACGGAAGGGCCGGGUCUCUCCCGGAGGAGUAGAGCUGGCAGGGGACAGCCAGUCAGAAAGCAUGUCGACCAGCUCUCCUGAAGGGACCGGCCAGUCAGGAAGCCCAUCAGCAGCCUCUUCUGAAGGGGCAGAGCCAGCAAAGGGUAGCCAGAGAGGAAGUUCAUCGACAGGGAGUUCCUCUGGUGAAGUGGAGACACCUGCCAAAGAGACAAAGGCAAGCCGGCCAGAUUCAUCCUCCAUGUCAAUUGAGGUCAUUCUGCUCGACGAAGCAGCAGGGGGUUGUUCUCCCUCCUGUGAGCUGCUUGGCGAAGAUCCAUCGGAUGGGGGGCUGUUCUAUGCCGUGACUCCCCUCCCGUGGUGCCCCCACCUCGACGCUGUGCUCCCUGUGCCUCCCGCUGGCCUGAACGUGCUGGAGCCCUGUGUGGCGUGCGGCAGCCAGGCCGAGAACUGGGUCUGUCUGAUUUGUUAUAAGGUGUGCUGCAGCCGCUACAUUAAUCAGCACAUGGUGGCCCACAACUCAGAAUCGGGGCAUCCGCUGGUGCUCAGCUUUGAGGACCUCUCCGUCUGGUGCUACGGGUGCCAAGCCUACAUCCACCACCCGACUCUCCUCGACGCCAAGAGCCACGCUCACCGGGAGAAGUUUGGCAUCAGCCUGCCCGUAGCGGUCUGAGGGGCGACUCCUCGGCCCGGAGAUACCAAACACGACUGCAGCACAAUCGACCGUCCCAUCGUUUGACCUCAACGAAUUGGCGCCCUGACAAUUCCGGGGCUCUUGCCGUGCCAAAAAGUCGACAACCACCAGCAGCCACGAGUCCAGCACCAACAACCACGCUGCUUCCACUGAGCCCAAGACCACUGUCCGUCCCCCCGAUGCCCCAGUUCACAUUCCAACAUCAGGCAAUACCAAAUCGGCCGCCGUGGAAACCACUUCCAGUCACAGGCUGUAUUUUGCUUCUCCCCGUGUUGAAGCAGCGCUCUUUCCAGAGGGGCUAAAUUGCCCGUUCCUGCUCAUACUUGACUUCCAGUGCCUGGUGGCAGCUCUUCCUUUCCUCCAUUCCCCCCACCCGUGACUGUCUCUUUCACUCAAGCACUCCCUCCCAGUAUGACAGUGACUGUUCUCAGCCGGAGGAAACCAGGCAGAGUUAUGAGAGUGCGGAACGGGGGAUUAACUGCCACCCAUUACUAUGUCAAGAACGAUCCCCAACUAAUUGGGUUGGGGGGUCAGGGAACCUGCCUUGGGCAAGCGGAUUUCCUUCCCACACUGCAAAUAAGCCGGCUGUAAGAGGUUGAAAUACGGGAAACCAUUUUCUGCAGAAGAAUAGGGUUCUCUAAACUGGGGGGUUACUACCGCUAAGUAUGUGUAUAUAUCUAUAUCUAUAUCAUUGGUGGCAGUUUUUGCUUUCUUUGUUCAAAGGUACCGUGGUGUUUGUUCCUGCACAUAGCAGGAAGCGUGCAUAUUUCUGGGAAGACGGAGGGUCCGAAAGACGCGCCGCCCCUCCGAGUUGACAAUCCGCAAUUCUGAGGCUUAGAUGCUCACAUGUUUCCCUGCCAAUUAAUGUGGGAUCCAAACCAGGCCGAGGUUGAGGAGCAGUUCCGUGUCUGCUAUGUCACCGGACAGGUGGUCGCACUGACAUGUUUAAAAUGGCCCCCUCCUGCUAAGGAGCCGUUUCAGGCCCAGGCAAAAUCCUCACGUAGCUUGGUGUGGCGACAGCAUCUAUGCCAGAAGAGAAUGGGGAGACCUCGGGCCCGGUCGCCGCCUCCACACCCCAGGCGUCAUCGAGAGCUGCUCAGCUGAGCGGGCCUGGCCCUUCCAAACAGGAAGCGGGACGAGUCGGGGAAGGGGGCGUUUAUCAGCACUUCGUUUCCACAGUUUUCCUGGUCAGUUCUUUGAUCCCCCCCACCCCCAAAGAGACAGGGAGGGUCGGUGUUGAAUCGAAGGCCUCGGAGUUCCUGAGUGUCUUCUUCUGGGCUGAAGUGGCGUGACAGCCACCUUUCCGUAGCUUCCUGCCCCCCACGGAUCAUUUUCUCCUCUCUCUUAACUUGACGGAACAGAGGGACUGAAUGGGGACAAGGCCAAUUUUGUCCUCCCUCUACCCAAAAGAGGAGGAGUUGGAAAGGGCUACGAGUGGGCAGGGAGUCGCUGGAACCCGAUUAGAGGUGGGUCGCGUGGCCAGGGCUGGCCCUGGUGGCACGUGUGUGUGUGUGGAGAUAGUAGAUGGAACCAGUAUAAGAACAGUGGUAGAUACUGAACGGGGGGGGAUCAUUACAUUAUAACCUCCU
Messenger RNA from Gekko japonicus, 3116 nucleotides. Its product is annotated as histone deacetylase 6-like. Gene Ontology annotation, cellular component: histone deacetylase complex. The coding region runs from base 1 to 1506 and encodes 501 amino acids. NCBI's taxonomy places the organism in Eukaryota, Metazoa, Chordata, Lepidosauria, Squamata, Gekkonidae. The transcript is spliced from 10 exons. Gene Ontology annotation, molecular function: histone deacetylase activity; zinc ion binding. The record is from RefSeq and is a predicted model, not a curated record. Gene Ontology annotation, biological process: chromatin organization.